GUCAAGCAAGACUUGUUUUUGUGGAUAUCAGUUGGAUCUAACUGAAUUGAGAUACCUCACGAGGUCUAUCGCGCAACUGCGACCAACAUGGCGCCACGCGGCCAUACUCUACCCGAGGCGGCAACAGAAUCAGCAAGAGAAGCACGCAAAGCGUUCUUUUGCGAACUAUGCCAGAAGGGCUACGCGCGAAUGCCCGAAUUUGAAGCCCACGAGAAUUCCUACGACCAUCAGCACCGCAAGCGACUCAAAGAAAUGCGAAACCUUACCAAAGAUCCUUCUGCUGCUGCUCGCCAACGUGCCGCAGAGGAGAAGGCCAACGCAGAAUCUGGACUGAAGUCCAUCUCACUCGCUGGUGCUGGCGCCUCGACAGCUUCAAGUGGCAAGAAGAAGCCAGUCUUCAAGUCGACAUUGCAGUCGAAAGAUGCUCCUGCGGCGCCUGUGAAACUGGUUGAUGAUGUAGUAGACGAUGCCACAGAUCCCAGUGCUGCCGUACGGAACGGCUGGUCUGAUCGAGCCUACAAGCCAGGCCACUUUCCUCAAGGCACGCCACGACUUUCGCUGGAAGAAGUAGAAAAGAAAACGCAAGAUUUGCUGGAGCAAAUCAGGCAAGGCGGUCAGCAGAGACAGUGGCUAUCCGAGCGACCCGACGAGUAUGAGAGGCACUGGCAAGAGAGCAUGGUCGGCACACAGCAGCCCUCUUGAACUACUUAGGCACUCUAUUUGGCAACUCGUUCCCGGCCAUUCCUGUGCUAAUGGUACUUGACCGCUCUAACUGUAUCCAUGGCCACUUGGGCGCCGAUGCCAGCAAAGAACCUUGAUUGCCAGACCAGUCGAUUGGAUCCAGUCGAAAGAAUUACCUGAAUGGCCACACUCUACAUCAGCUUUUGAAUGCUUCGAGCCGGCCUUCUUGAUCGUCAGCCGAUCGACGCCCGGUGCUCACCCGCAAGAGAAAUCCUCAGAGGGGUUGCCAUGAGCUGAAUGCAAGGAGUUGCAGCUCCUUCAGGUGGACGCAACUUGAACAUCUGGCACUGGUGCCCAUGACCGAACACAGCUGCCCAAACAAUAGACCGCUCCUGGCCCCCAUCAGUCAUCAGCACAGCUGAAAUGUCCAAUAGAGCCGCAAUACCGCUCGACUCUACUAUCGACUUCGCAAGCCACACCUUGGCAACCUCGUAUAAGGACACUUCGUGUCACCACACCUGUCAAGCUUCUCCUCAAGCUUGACCAGAUCAGUGCCCUCUCACUGCAGAUGGCGCAGGUCAUGAGUUGAGGUUAUAGCUCCAGUCCAGCCAGCCACGGAGAUGUUCAGAGCACGAUAGCAAAUGGAUGUUGAUGCCACCAGGUGCAAGCGAGGCACAAGCAGGGCGAGCCUAAUAGACCGCAGGAAUAGGUAGAGUCGGCUACUUGUGAACAGACCGGUCAAGAUUGUAUAUAUGGAGCUAUAAAGUGCAGACACUCAAAGCUCUAAAGGCUGGCCCAUCAUCGUUCUUAUCUCAUACAAGCGCAAACAACAUUCGCCUCCUACUUCCACA
Messenger RNA from Cercospora beticola, 1532 nucleotides. Its product is annotated as C2H2-type zinc finger protein. Gene Ontology annotation, molecular function: zinc ion binding; nucleic acid binding. NCBI's taxonomy places the organism in Eukaryota, Fungi, Ascomycota, Dothideomycetes, Mycosphaerellales, Mycosphaerellaceae. The record is from RefSeq and is a predicted model, not a curated record.